AUGGACCCCUUAUCGCUUGCCACUAGUGUCGCUGGCCUCGCCAGCCUUGCGCUUCAGAUUGGCCCCUCAUUGCGCGAGUAUUUCUCCGAUGUUAGAGACGCGCGAAAAGAUGUCGCACGAUACUGUAAUGAGAUAGAUGGAUUGUUCGAGGUGUGUAAGCAGUUGCAAAAUUUUCUGAAAACGGACACUGCAGAUGCCUUCAAGACUACUGAGUCUGUUCUCUGUCGGACGGUUGUUUUGUGCGAGGGCUGCCUGUGCGAGCUGGCAAAGUUGCUAGAUGUUCCCAGGGAAGAGGGACACAGUGCUGCACACUGGAUCAAAAGAAUGAAGUGGCCUAUAUACAAGAAGCAAGUAGAGGGCAUCAUUUCGCGGCUGGCAAGAUACACGCAGCUCUUUCAGUUUGCAUUAACCGUAGAAGGAUGCGCCGUUUUGUCGCGUACUCCAGAGGAUGUUUCAGUGAUUCUCAAGCUUCAACGUGAUACUUCCAGCAAACUUCAUGAUGUGACCAAAGAUAUUGCGGCACUCAGGGUAUCCGCAGAAGAGUAUCGCAGUACGGCAGAUAAAACGGCAUCUAUGCUGGAAAGCGUGCAUUUUCUGAAAGAGCCCUCACAGCGGCUAUUGAACAUUCAAGAAAGCGUAGGAAGAAUCGGAAAUCAACUUACUGAUCGUCUAGAUAGAGAGAUUCUAGAUUGGCUAUCAUUUGAGCAAGCUCACGGAAGACACCAUGAGGUCCGAUCUCGACGCACCCCUGGCACAGGAAAAUGGAUUCUGAACACUCCAGCUUUCCAAACAUGGAUGAAUAAUGCAUGCCCGGAGCAAUUAUUAUGGAUUGUGGGUGCUCCAGGAUGCGGAAAAUCGACGUUGGUUUCCUUGAUCAUCGACGAGCUCAAGGGUCUACAGGCUAGCAACAAUGCACCAAUUGCCUAUUACUACUGUGAUUAUCGCACCCAAGUGACGCAACCUUUGACUCUCGCCUUGGGCCAUAUUCUCCGGCUGCUGGUAGAGCGACUGUCACUGCUGCCAGGAUCACUCCGGGAAUUGUUCGAAAGUUGUCGCCGGGAGGGCCGUGGUCCUUCACCAUUGGAAUUGGAACACCUUAUCUGCGACGUUCUGCCUUGUCAAUCUUCUUAUAUCUUGGUUGACGCAAUGGAUGAGUUCAGCGUCAAUGAUCCAGCGCAGACAGCCCAAUUUACGAAAGUACUGGACAGCUUCGCGGUGACGGGUGCUCGGGUUCUGCUGACAAGUCGGACUCUUCCAACGCCAUCUCUCAGUGCUAGUCAUAUAGUCGAAACACAUACGGCUUCUAACUCUGAUAUACGAAGCUUUGUGGCUCAUGAGCUUUAUGCAGACGACCUAAUGGUCGACAUUUUGAACAACGAGCUGGAGGCAGAGAUUAUGAGUACUAUCACGGAGCAAUCCCAGGGAAUGUUUCUCCUUGCUGUUCUCUAUAUCCGAACUAUCCGAGGUCAGGUAUCGCGAUCCGGCAUCCGAAAGGCACUAUCAGGGCUCAGUGGCAACCUGAGUGAUGCAUAUGACAAGACAUUUCAAGCCAUCAAGCAACAGUCUGGACCUCGACAGCUACUUGCUCUCAAAACUAUGAUGUGGGUAUCGUCAUCGCAUCGACCACUUCGCGGUAUUGAGCUAAGGCACGCUCUUGCGGCACGCCUUGAAGAUAAGGACUUAGAUUUCGAUAACAUUCCCCCACUAAGACUUAUUGUACGCAGUUGUUGCGGUCUUGUCUCAGUGAAUGACCUGAGUAACGAUGAUUCUGAGGUUCGUCUGGUUCAUCACACAUUAUAUCAGUAUUUGCAUUCUCAACAGGAAUGGAUGUGCCAUGCACAUACUGUUAUAACGCAAACAUGUUUGUCGUAUCUCCUUUUCGAGUCACUACGUAUACCAAGAGACAGACGAAGUCAACCGAACGAAUACCCGGAUGAAAAGUGCCAAUUCCAACCUACAGAAAACGAGGGUUUGGCUCUCACUAGGUUCGCUCGUGAUCACUGGGGCUAUCAUGCCAACCAUUCUCCUCUGAAAAGCUACAAGCAGCUAGCGGUGCGGCUUCUCACAGAUAACAAGCGUCUUCAAACGCUCUAUCCGGAAAACAAACAUAUAAUUGGACUCCACAUAGCCGCGGCCUUUGGCCAUAAUAUGCUGAUCGACACUCUAAUCAAACGUGGCCAGGACGUCAAUGCAAAGGAUUCCAGCUUGGAAAUCCCGCUUCAUAAAGCUUGUAUAAAGAAUAAUAACAACACUGCGCUCUUCCUGAUUCAGCGUGGCGCCAGACAGAAUUUGAUGGGUUUCAAGUGCUCCACGCCACUCUUCAUUGCUGUCGAAAAUAAGAAUCUAGAGCUUACAAAACUCUUGAUUGCGAACGGAGCUAUUGUUAAUAUGCCAUGCAAAGAUUGCUGGACAGUCCUUCACAAGGCCGCUGAUAUGGGGGACCUUGAAAUUGUUAAGUAUCUCAUCAAUAACGGCAGCACAACAAGUGAGACCUCGACACAAGGCCUUACGGCGUUGCAUCGCGCGGCGGGACGAGGUCAUCUUAAUGUUAUGCAAUUUUUGCUGGAGAUAGAAAAAACGCAAAUUGAUCCGGUGACAUCGGAUGGAUGGACGCCAUUACAUGGUGCCGCAUCGAGUGGACAGCACGGUGCUACCCUGAUGUUGAUACGCCUUGGCGCUAAUAUACAUCAUAGCAGCCAUGAUGGUUGGACACCGUUGCACCGCUCUGUGCAGGGUGGCUAUCCUGAUACUGUUCAAGUGUUGCUCUCACACGAAGCGGAUGUAAAAAGAGCAGAUCGACAAGGUAAUCUGCCGUUACAUAUUGCUGCACGUGAGGGCCAUGUCACGAUCAUUCAUCAGCUACUCGAGAGAGAUCUACGGCAGUUGUCUUGUUCAAAUUUAGACGGUUGGACGCCGUUGCAUGAAGCACAGCUUACUGGGUCUCAUGCUGCGGAGAGUUGCUUGCAACGAUAUGGAAAGCUCAUGAGUAAUGCCGAUAAUACUCCGGAGACUGAAGAUAAUACCCUUGUGAAGGCCUUGCAAUCAGAUGAUGCCGAUACAAUUGAGGCCCUCAUUAACUCAUCAAAGCACGCCGAAGGACUCAUUGGAAUCGAAGAUCGUGAUUCUCGUGGUCGGACGCUCCUUCAUCGGUCCUUGCUAGUAGGCUCAUAUGGUACUGCGUCAACGCUAAUAGCAAAUGGUGCCGAUGUCCAUGCCAGAUCUGCGAAUGGUGGUUGGCAAGCAAUCCAUUAUGCGGCGCUCUCGGGCAAUGCACAAGCCGUGCAGCUUUGUCUAGACCAUAGUGCAGAUGCAAACUGCCGUACUGACUUUGGGAAGACACCACUGCAUCAUGCCUGUCAAAACGGGAAUGGGGAAACAGUGCAGCUUCUACUGGAUUACACCGUCGAUAUUACAAGGACGGAUGAGCAGAACUGGACCCCAAUUCACUAUGUUGCAGCCGCGGGCCACAGAAAAGCCUUGGAGUUAAUUUUAUUCAGCGGGAAGCUUAAUGGUAAGGAGAUACACUGGUCUAACUUACAGACUUGUGCGGCCAAGCGAGGACACCAUGAACUGGUCGAAAUAUUUCGAAAUCUGAGAUACUCAUUGUGA
Messenger RNA from Aspergillus chevalieri, 3609 nucleotides. RefSeq lists its product as uncharacterized. The coding region runs from base 1 to 3609 and encodes 1202 amino acids. Gene Ontology annotation, cellular component: cytoplasm; nucleus. The transcript has 5 exons. The record is from RefSeq and is a predicted model, not a curated record. Gene Ontology annotation, molecular function: protein binding. NCBI's taxonomy places the organism in Eukaryota, Fungi, Ascomycota, Eurotiomycetes, Eurotiales, Aspergillaceae.